CUGCUUCUCGCUAACGGACUCCACUCCUGGUUCCAGUUCUCUAUCUCCUCUCAUCUCUCCUCUCCAGAAGACUCUCAGCAGUUAUGCAGUCCAGCUACAGCAUCAGCAGCGGCGGGCCAGCGAUGAUGUCCCGGCAGAACUACAGCUAUUCAACCAGAGCCGCCCCGAGGGCUCAGAGCUUGUCCGGACUGAGCUUUGGGGGUCCUCGCAUCUCUUCUGCCACAAUGCGCACCGUCUCCUCCGGGUACGGCGGCGGCUACGGAUCCGGAGCGGGCACCUUCGACCUGUCCCACGCUUUGGACCAGAACACCGUUCAACUGAACGAGAAGGCCACCAUGCAAAACCUGAACGACCGUCUGGCCUCCUACCUGGAGAAAGUGCGCUCCCUUGAGGCUGCCAACGCUAAGUUGGAGAUGCAGAUCAGAGAGUACUACGAGCAGAAGGGCCCUGCAGCCGAGAGGGACUACAGCAACUACUGGGCCAUCAUCAACGACCUGAAGGACAAGAUCAUGGGCGCCACCAUCGGCAACGCAAACAUCCUCCUCCAGAUUGACAACUCCAAACUGGCUGCCGAUGACUUCAGAACUAAAUACGAACACGAGCUGAUGAUGCGCCAGUCUGUUGAGGCCGACAUCGCCAACCUGCGCCGCCUGCUUGACCAGACCACUCUGACCAAAGCGGACCUGGAGAUGCAGAUCGAGGGCCUGCAAGAUGAGCUGGCUUACCUCAAGAAGAACCACGCCGAGGAGCUGGCAGCAAUGCGAUCACAGCUCUCUGGCAACGUCAAUGUGGAGGUUGACGCCGCACCCCAGCAGGACCUCAGCAGAAUCCUGGAGGAGAUGCGCACGCAGUACGAAUCUAUCACCGACAAACACCGCCGCGACCAGGAGGCUUGGUUUAACGAGAAGUCGGCCGCCCUGUCUAAGGAAGUGACCAUCAGCACAGAGACCAUCCAGACGACCAAGACAGAGGUCGGGGACUUGAGACGCACGCUGCAGGGUCUGGAGAUCGAGCUGCAGUCUCAGCUCAGUAUGAAAGGGGCGCUGGAGAACACGUUGGGAGAGACGGAGUCUCGCUACAGCGCUAUGCUGGCCAACUUCCAGAGCACCAUCAACAUGCUGGAGGGGGAACUAGCCAACGUGCGCGCCAGCAUUGAGCAGCAGGGCCAGGACUACAGGAUGUUGCUGGACAUCAAGACCAGACUGGAGCAGGAGAUUGCGACCUACAGGAGCUUGCUAGAUACCGAAGAGUCCAGGCCAAUUGUCUCAGGGAGCACUAAGACCACAGUCACAAAAACCACUGUGCGCAGUUCCAGCUAAAGGGUCCAGUCGACAGGACGGCACACACAUGCAAACACACACACACACACAGACACACUCUGAGUAAUAAAAGCUGUUACACCAGAUAAGCAAAGUGGGAAAAUAAUAGAGAGGAGAUGAAAGUUGUUUGAUAAGGAGAGGAGAAGAAAAUGGGCGGGGCACUAGAGUAAGUUACUAGUAUUAAAAAUACCCUGACUAUGAAGUAGGUCUUUAGCUCCCAUACUAUUGCUGCCUUAGUCUGACGACUUAAAAACACACCGACCUCCACAUCACGUAGAACAAAAAAAGCACAUUUUUUAAACACACACGCGAGUCUGAAAAGGCGGAAAUGUAAGACAGGUCCCCUUUGGGUUUGUAAAAACCACUCAGAAAAAAGUUUGUACGUGUGUGUGUGUUUGCAUGUCUGGAAACAAAAUAAACCUGCAAGAAAAAAA
Messenger RNA from Entelurus aequoreus (snake pipefish), 1753 nucleotides. It is a transcript of the gene krt94, whose product is annotated as keratin 94. The coding region runs from base 84 to 1319 and encodes 411 amino acids. The transcript is spliced from 8 exons. Gene Ontology annotation, molecular function: structural molecule activity. The record is from RefSeq and is a predicted model, not a curated record. Lineage: Eukaryota; Metazoa; Chordata; Actinopteri; Syngnathiformes; Syngnathidae.